This is a messenger RNA of Plasmodium gaboni, 1299 nucleotides long. Its product is annotated as peptidyl-prolyl cis-trans isomerase. NCBI's taxonomy places the organism in Eukaryota, Apicomplexa, Aconoidasida, Haemosporida, Plasmodiidae. Gene Ontology annotation, molecular function: peptidyl-prolyl cis-trans isomerase activity. Gene Ontology annotation, cellular component: catalytic step 2 spliceosome. Gene Ontology annotation, biological process: protein peptidyl-prolyl isomerization. The record is from RefSeq and is a predicted model, not a curated record. The transcript is spliced from 8 exons. Bases 1 to 1299 code for a protein of 432 amino acids.
AUGUCAGAAGUGUAUAGCAUUGAACCCAAAACAUAUGGUAAGGUAAUAAUUUAUACAAGUUUAGGGGAACUAGAGAUUCUUUUAUUUAGUAAUGAAUGUCCACUAGCUUGUAAAAAUUUUAUUCAACAUUGUUUAAAUAAUUACUACAACAAGAAUGAAUUUUUUAGAGUAAUUCCAAAAUUUUUAAUACAAACGGGGGACCACACAAAUACAGGAUUGCAUAAUGAGUAUGCAUUCAGUAAACCCUUCGAGAAUGAAUAUAACAGUAGAUUAAAAUUUUUAUACUGCGGAUGUUUAUCAUUUGCUAAUUUAAAUAUCGACAAACCUUCGAAUGGAAGUCAAUUUUUUAUUACAUUAGAUAAAGUUGAAUAUUUAAAUAAUAAGAGUACCUUAUUUGGUAAAGUAGCUAAACAUAGUAUUUAUAAUUUAUUAAAAUUUAAUAAUAUAAAAACGAAUAAACAAGAUAAGCCAAUUGAAGAUAUUCCAUAUAUUGAAUAUGUUAAAAUUAUUGAAAAUCCAUUUCAUCAUUUAGUUCCAAUUACUAAUUAUGAAUAUAAUACCAAAAAUGAUAAUAUAAAAAAUAAAAAUGAAUAUUUAAAUAAAACAAAAAAACAAAAAAAAGAAGGAAACCUUUUAUCCUUUCAUUGUGAUGGGGACUUAAGUGAUGACUCGGAAAUGUUUUUCAGAGGAGAUAAGGAUCAAAAGGCUAAACAUAAAAAUAUGUCAUCAUAUGAUAAAUCUGGAAAUGUGGAAGAUAUUAAAGAGGAUGACCAUAAAGAGGAAGAUAUUAAAGAGGAUGACCAUAAAGAGGAAGAUAUUAAAGAGGAUGACAAUAAAGAGGAAGAUAUCAAAGUAGAUGAAAAAAAUAAUACAACAACUGAAGACAAAAUAAACAUACUAAAAAAAAGAACGAGUGAUAUAGAAAAGUCAAGUAGGAAAAAAAAUAAAACAACAUCAUCCAUAAAGGAUAUAAUUAAUAUGGAUGAAGAGUAUUUAAAGAAUAUGAAAAAGUAUAACAAGAUGUCUAAAAAGGAGAGAGAACAAUUGUCUUUGAAAAAACUGCAGGACUUUGACAAUCGCUUGAAGGACCUGUUUUCUAAAGAAAACAAUGACGAAUCUACAAAACAUAAUUGGUUGAAUAAGAGUGGAUUAAAAUUUCAUAUUGACUCAUCUAAUGCUUAUGAAUUUGAGGAUGUUAAGAAAAACAUGGUAGAUACUAUGGAGCGCGAAAAAAAAAAUAGUUAUCAUUCCAAAUAUAACUCAGAGAAAUAUUUAAAACAAAAGAAUGAAUUUAAAUAA